Messenger RNA from Boleophthalmus pectinirostris (great blue-spotted mudskipper), 3752 nucleotides. RefSeq names its product sec1 family domain containing 2 (gene scfd2). The transcript has 9 exons. The coding region runs from base 96 to 2159 and encodes 687 amino acids. NCBI's taxonomy places the organism in Eukaryota, Metazoa, Chordata, Actinopteri, Gobiiformes, Gobiidae. The record is from RefSeq and is a predicted model, not a curated record. Gene Ontology annotation, biological process: vesicle-mediated transport; intracellular protein transport.
CUUUGCGAGACUCGUGUUUGUUUUGCUGAACUCUCAUGACAUUUCUCUUAUAUAGUUGAUCCAGUCGCUAUCAGGAAAUUGGUAAAACAGUCAAAAUGCUUACAGUGGAGGAUUACACGCAAUUUCCGCUGCAAACGUGGGGAAAGGUCUUCUCGAAGGUAAAGAAAGCGGUUGUUUUCAUGGAUGACAAGUGUGCAGAGGCUCUCCAUUGGAGCGGUGGUGCUGCAUCAUUAUUCGAGGCUGGAGCAAAAAAUCUAAAACAGUUUUCAAGCUUCGAAGCGUGCCGUGCCGAUGAACCAAAAGCUGUCUUUGUUGUGAGCACGUUGCUAAAGGGCAGAACAGUAGACAUCAUUAAGGAUAUCAUAUCUCUGAGCCGCUUUCAAUACUGUGUUGUGAUCACUACAGUAGCUCACUCCGUGCACCUGGUCGCCAACAAUGUCACUGCAGAAAUGGACGGGAAUCCUGUGUUUGAGCAGUUUGAGGAAAAGCUGUGUGAGUGGAUGGGGAACAUGAACUACACAGCUGAAGUAAUGCACAUUCCUGUUGUGUUUGCACCCGUCUCACAGCAGCUAAUCCUCACUCCUCCGUUUGCACACUUGUUCCCUCUCCUAUCCCCUGAUCUGGACUUUAUUAAUGCAAAACGCCCAGAGAAGAAGAGAUUUGGGAGCUUAGUUGAUGUAGAUAUGAACUCCCUCCCAGCUGAACUGCAAAUUGAAAUAAAACAUCUGUCCUCAGCCCUGAAUUCAAUGUUUGAAACAACAGAAACAAGAGAAGAGAGUUUUGCAGUAGGUCCUAUGAGCCGUAUUAUUGCAGGAGAGCUGGCCAAUCAUCCACAAGCCAAAAACAGGAGGAAGACAGCUCAGAAUAAAGCAUCAAUCAUAUUUAUUGACAGGACAAUGGACCUGACAGGAGCUGUUGGUCAUCAUGGUGACAAUCUGGUGGAGAAGAUUCUGACUGUACUGAAGCCUUUACCUGGUCAUGUGACUGACGUGCAAGUGGACAUGUUGGAACUAACAACUCUACAGCGCAGCCCACAGACCGAGAACAUCCUGGCGCCUGGCUGUUUAGCACAAUCAGAGUCAUCAGCAGCCAGGUCACUUUGGGAGGCCAUGUUGACCAGUAAGCAGAAGGAAGGGGUGCUGGAGGUGCGGAGACAGCUAGUGGAGGCUGCCAGCAAAGAAAAGCUCCCUAUCAAGAUGAGUAUGGGCCGAGUGACCAAAGACCAGCUAUGCUCUUAUGUGAAGCCGUUCGGGGGCAGUCGGGGGGCUCUAGAGAGUCACUGUGGGGUGCUGCAGCUGGGACUGGCCACAGCCCAAACCCUUGGACACCCCAGCCUGCCAAGAUGGGACUCCUGCCUGGCCUUUGAGAGACUCCUGCUGCAGGCUCUUGGAGACUCAGACUUUCCGUCCGUGCUCCGUCAGCUGCUGCCUCUGAUGAAGCCCAGAGACAGCGAGGGCUCAGGAUCCACACGCGCCUCAGAGGACUGUGGUCCCGAUGAGCUGGUUUUGCUGCUCAUUUACCUGUACUCCCUGGCAGACGAGGCCCCACCCACUGACCAGGAAGAGGAGGAGGAGCUGGAGCGGCUGGAGAGAGAGCUGAUUGGAGCACUCACACUGCUCAUCACUAAGGAGGCGGAGCUCAGUCGUCUUGUGCAGAAACUCACAGGUUGCUCGAGCCCAGAGGAACUGACCAUGACACACACUCACUCUGUGGUGGAGCAGAUGUUUGACACUCUGAGGGGUCUGAGCCACAGUCGGGACCACCUGAAGCAGCUGCGCUCCAUCUACACUGCGAGUGACGGAGUUCACCAGGCCAGUUAUCGUCCAUUCUUGAAGCAGAUCCUGGAGGAAGUCUUCCAUCCAGACCGACCUGAGUGUCCAGACAUCGAGCACAUGUCCGGGGGCCUCACAGACCUGCUCAAGACUGGAUUUAGUAUGUUCAUGAAGGUGAAUCGUCCUCAUCCAAGAGACAAUCCAGUGAUGUUCUUGUUCCUGGUGGGAGGAGUCACCCCCUCAGAGCUCCGCCUCAUCAAAGAGGUUGUCUCCACCCACAAACCUGCCACACAAGUGCUGGUUUUGGCCACUAGGCUUCUCAGACCGACAGAUAUACCAGAGCUGCUUUUCACCACGCGACGGCUCACCCCAGACAUUGGAGUAUGAGGAAAGAUAUGACCCAGAAAUGUACAACAUAUGUGAUUUGGAAUGGUAUGGAACGGCCCAGUUCCCAUUGACUCAGGUCAGGGGUCUCCAACCUGUAGCUCAGGAGCUACCAGUAGCUCUCCACCCCCUUCCAAGUAGCUCACCAAGGGCUUUCUGAAUUACACAUAUUGUCCUGAAUAACGCAAAUGUGAUGAAUACAAACUUUAUUAUUAUUGUAAAUCUAUCAUUUUGCUGUCUGACUUUGUGCACUCAUAAAUAAAUAAUGGUUUAUGUUUUACGUUUUAUCUAAUUGUCAUCUAAGUGUUGCUAUGGCUCUUAAGUAUACUUUAUUUCCUUCAUUGCUAAAAUAAAUAGCUUUCUGUAAUUUUCAUUUUGUAAAGGUAGCUCACCCGGGGAAAAUGUUUGGAGACCCCUGACUUAGGUGAUGUGGUGGAUUGGUAUUUACUUUUUAAUGGUAGCCCACUGAUACUAAUUUAUAGCUAAAAUUCGGAUUGGGAAAUGUAUAAUCUGGAAAUUUCUGACUCAUUAACUAAGAGUAUUUUUACAGUUAAAAAGUUAUAAAUUUUGCGGUAUAAUUGCAUAAACUAGGGAUGUAACAAUAACCAAAAUAUCAUGAUAUCUUAUCAUCAAGUCUCACAAUAAUCUUGUGGGCUGUCAUAAUAUAUCGAAUUACAAGUUCCUUUCCUUAAAUGCAUGGUUUUAUAGUCGCAACAGCUUAUAAACAUCAGGAACUACAUAUUCCAUGAUUCAUUUAAGUGCUGACAAUAUGAAGAGAUAUGUAUUUUACUUCAGUACUUGGGAGUAUGACAGUAAUAAUUCACACCAAAACCUUGUCAGGUAUUUUAAAAGCAAAAAAGUGUCCCAUCUACAAUUAUAUCAGCUUCUCCAGAAUAUUGCAAUAAAUAUUGUACCGUGAGAGGCAUAUCAUGAUAACAUCGUACCAUGAGAUUUGGAUAUCGUUACAUCCCUAGCGUAACCCUUUUUCCUACUGACUUCAUAGACUGUAUAUAAAUGGACAUAAAAGCCUGCUAGUCAUUGCGUUCCAAAUAGGAAGUGAGCAUGGGUGCGCUUCCGCCUCCAUCGACUCCAGCUCCAAUUCAGUUUGUAUUGAGAAACUGUUGCCUCCCCUCUCUGUAACUGAUGCUUUCAGGCUCCUCAUUCGGGGUCCUUGGGUUGAUCCUGGUAUUUUUAUUUCACUGUAUUAGCCAUAAAUUAAUUCCUAUUCCUAAUAUAGAGCACGUCUCCAAAUUUGCCCCAUAACUGUUAGCCUCUGUGAGCUUCAUUUGACGCUAUGGGUUCACUUAGUCCACUUCUUUAUACAGUCUGUGAUUGACUUUGAUAUUUUUCAGUGGUUUACUUAUUUUGUUUUUUUAUCAAAUGCCAACACACGCUACAAUAUUUUUCAAUUAUAGAAACUAGCUUGUAUGACACUGUUUACAAAGCAAUAUUUUGGAUAUAUAGAUAUAGAUGCACCCUGUUCAUUGGUCUCUCUUGUCAAACAUACCAUGGACCUAUAUUCCAAAACAAGCUUUGUCAUAAUGAUACGGACAAACAUUCCUAAGAGGUGUAAUUGCAAGUGUGUAUUGCUUUACU